GGUCGGCGAUGACCCAGGAAAGGGGGUUUGCAGCGUGGACGCGGCUUUCUCCAGGUUGCCUCUCCGGCAGCAGAGCUGGGACAAGAGACGGGUCUCUUGACCUUCGGCUCGGCGCCACCCCGCAGCACUGAGAUGCUGCUGAGUCACUGAGAAGGCCUGCUCAGACAAGGAGGUGCUGCAGGGAAAUGCAGGGCAUUAGGCACUGGGCCGCAGCCAGCCCAUCCUGCGGCUUCUUGUACACUCCUUCUUGGUUUGAAGGCCCAGAGAGCCGAGCUGUCCCUUCUCCCAGCGGCCUUAUCCUCCUCUUCCUCAGCAGGAGACUCAUCUCACUUAGCCCGGCUUAGUUUCCUCAGUGGGGAUUGGACCGAGGACUAGAUCUAGAGUCAGGAAGACCUGAGAUCUGGGGCGCACCUUCUUCUUCUGGAAUGGAGCAAGGCUGGGAGGGGCCGUCUUCAUUGGAACUAUUUAUUCCACUUGCCACAGGCUAUCAAAAUCUGCCAGCUCGCCCUGUGCUGGCAGGAGCUCCUAAGAGACAGUUUCACAGUGUCCUCUCCCAAGAGGAGGGAGCUCUGGGGGCUGGGGAGUUGGCCUGGUCCAGAAACUCCCUGGUACACCUCGUUCAGGCCUUUAAGAAGGAGCUUCCAACGGGGAGAUGUCCGGUCAGCCAGAAAGAAAGGCGCGGAUCUGACGGGCAGAGGCUUGCCGGGGACCACUGAAGGCCCCAGCCGGAGGCAGGGCCCUGGGAGCAGGCAUGGGCAGAGGCGCUGCUGGGGACAAGACCGAGGAGGCACCAGUCACUGGGAGGGCCCGCAGCAGUUCCUCAGCUCCAAUGAGCACUUUGUAGUGUCUGGGGCAGCCUGGAGGCGGCGAGGCGGGGAGCGCGGGGCCCAGGAUGCCACCUUCCAUGCGGUGUCUUUGAAACCUUGUCCGCCCGCUGAGGCGGUUUUUCCUUCUGUCUUCUGAGCCUCCGAGCCUUGCCCCGAGGGGAGAGGACUGAGCAGACCCUAGGCCCCUCCCUGCGGGCUUUCUCUCCUGGUCGGAAUCCUUGGUGUCCCCCGGGGGACAGAGCAAGCCCCCCGCAGCAGGGGAGGGAGGGGGCCGCCUCAGCGCCUGCCCAUGCACCACAAGGGCCCCGGCUGCCCCAGGCUGGACUCUUCCACGUCACCAGGGCGCAGGUUUCCCGGAGCUGGUGUCCGACCAUCUCAAGGGACUACAGGGCUGGGAUGGACUGACCUCCCCCUCGGUGGGGGGGCCGGAGAAGCACAGCCCCUGUGGCCCAGCUAGGGCCAGUGCGGACAGAGCCGCCACACAGGGCCUCCCUGCGGCUCCGGCCUCUAUGCGCCUUCUCUGCGGAGCCCGAGCGGGUGGGCAGCGCUGGGGCCGGCUCCGCGCUCGGCCGGUGAGGGAGGGACCCCGGUGACCCCUGCCCCAGCAGGGGCUCCCGCCCCCCUCUGCCGCGCCAUGAAGUGCUCCCUGCGUUUCUGGUUCCUCUCCACGGCCUUCCUGCUGGUGUUCGUCAUGUCGCUCCUCUUCACCUACUCCCACCACAGCAUGGCCACCCUGCCCUACCUGGACUCCGGAGGCCUCGGCAGCACGCACCGGGUCAAGCUGGUGCCCAGCUACGCAGGCCUGCAGCGGCUCAGCAAGGGGGGCCUCCUGAGCAAGAGCUGCGCCUGCCGCCGCUGCAUGGGCGACGCGGGGGCCUCCGACUGGUUCGACAGCCACUACGACGGUAACAUCUCCCCCGUCUGGACCAAAGAGAACAUGGAUCUCCCCCUGGACGUGCAGCGCUGGUGGAUGAUGCUGCAGCCCCAAUUCAAGUCCCACAACACCAACGAGGUGCUGGAGAAGCUCUUCCAGAUUGUGCCAGGGGAGAACCCCUACCGCUUUCGGGAUCCCCACAAGUGCCGACGCUGUGCCGUGGUGGGAAACUCGGGCAAUCUGCGUGGCUCUGGCUACGGGAGGGACGUGGAUGGCCACAACUUUAUCAUGAGGAUGAACCAAGCCCCAACAGUGGGCUUUGAGCAAGAUGUUGGCAGCCGGACUACCCAUCACUUCAUGUAUCCCGAGAGUGCCAAGAACCUGCCUGCCAACGUUAGCUUUGUGUUGGUACCCUUCAAGGCCCUGGACUUACUGUGGAUUGCCAGUGCCCUGUCCACAGGACAGAUCCGAUUCACUUACGCUCCUGUGAAGUCCUUCCUCCGAGUGGACAAAGAAAAGGUCCAGAUCUACAACCCAGCCUUUUUCAAGUACAUUCAUGACAGGUGGACAGAGCAUCACGGGCGCUACCCUUCCACCGGCAUGCUGGUGCUCUUUUUCGCUUUACACGUGUGCGAUGAGGUGAACGUCUACGGGUUCGGGGCGGACAGUCGAGGCAACUGGCACCACUACUGGGAGAACAACCGCUAUGCGGGGGAGUUCCGGAAGACCGGCGUGCACGACGCGGACUUUGAAGCCCACAUCAUUGACAUGCUGGCCAAAGCCAGCAAGAUUGAGGUCUAUCGGGGCAACUGAGCCUGGGCCUCCCACUGCCCCCUUCUGCUGCUGUGGCCCCGGCUCCCCUUCCGGAUGGAGCCUGGGGCCCCUGCGUCACCCCGAAGGAGCCCUGGAGCUCCCCAGUCAAUCGCGAGAGACUCCAGGCCGAGUCUCAGAAAGCAAUCAGGACAAUGGACUCCCUCCCCGACCGAUUCUGAGAAGUUUGGAGUGAGGCCGGCCCAAUCACCGGCGGACGGAGCGGAGGAUUUUGUUCUCCCAAGCAAUCAUGAGGGACCCUGGACCGAGGAAGGAGGCUCGGGCCUUUAGAGCCACACCACUGGCCUCUUUCCCCUCCGACGCCUUUUGAGUGGGUUUGGGUUUUUUUGGUAGAAUUAAUGUUAUUAUUGUUUUGAAUUUAAGGCGAGCAGGUUGGUUUAAACAAUCCCCGGGGUGGAAGCGGAAGUGGGUGAUGUUGGAGACAUAUCAGAUCCUGGAGAGGAAGAGAGGCGGAAAACAGCAUCCGUUUGCGGAGGCCCUUGGCCAACCCGGGAGGAGGAAGGCGCUUCACAGCCCGCCCACCCCCAGAGUGUGGGCAAAGGGCAUUUCCGCUGGUGGCUGCCAUUUUCCUGUGGCCUCUUCGGAGCGGAAGCGGGGGUUACAACGAGGCUCUCCUCUCUCUAAGAUGCAAUCAGGUUGUGGAGGGAAGGCAGGCCCCCUGGCCUCUUAUGUUAGGGGGCGCUUUGGCCCCCCACAGCUCUCUAGGCACCCUCAAUCCAGGAUAUUCCCCUUAUUUCCUCAGGGCCGGAGGGUAGAAGCAAAAUGCAAUCCUAGUGGGCGCCGGAGCCCUCCUUUUGACUUCCAUGUCCCUUUCCUCGGAUCCGCACUUAACUGCCUCCCUAUGGGAGAGACUGAGCAGGCGCUCCCAGCUUCUCCCUGGGGCCAGAGAGAUUCCGGAGCAGGGGCGCAAGGAAGGAAGAACCCCGGGCCUCCCCCCACCCCCUGCUCCCCAGGGGAGGCCCGAGGCUGAGAACCCCUCCCCCCCCCAGUCGGAUCCGAACCGCUCUUCCUGCACUACUCAGACCAGAUCUGGGGAGAGAGCCUCCAGGAAGGGUCUGGCGAAGGGGCUCUCUGAGCUCCCCAGCUCGGUGCAUGCCCUUCUCCUCUGGCGGGCAGGGGCCGCCCGUGGCUUGGGCACCGCAGGGGGAGGGGGCCUUUGGUUUUGUUUGUUUAGUUUUCCUUUCCGCUAGCCAGGCCUCCUAGCCCGGAGCCUCGCUGAGGAGGGGCGGGCCUGCGCCCCGCCGCAUGCCUCCUCCCUUUCGCCGUGGCUCUGCCCGCCCCUGCCCGCUUCGGCUCUGGAAGGGCAGCCGACGCUUACAUUUUCAAUCUCUGCUUGGCUGCCUUAAACUCGGCUCUCCCCGAGGGAUGCCCCGGUCUGACGCCAGCCCUUUGGCGGCGGGGGAGCGGGGGAGGGAGGGAGCAAAGGCUUCUGUGAAGCUGCCCGACCCCCAGAAAGAACUCCUCCCCCGGCGCUGGCCCCGCCUGCACCAUCCACCCCGAGCCGGCAAACCUGCACACACGCACGCACUCGCUCCCUCCGGGCCUCCUCAGGACCCGAGCUGUAAGGCGGGCCGGCCAGCCCCGCCCCCAGGGAAGGGCAGAACGAGACGGCUACGGGCAGGUUCGGCUUCCCCGCCUUUUACCAGGUGACUCCCCAAAAGGGCCCAUCCCGCCCCCCAAGGACCGAGUGAGAGCGGAGGCCCUGCUUAGCUCAUCUUCGUGCUUAGUCAAGAGGCUGUUUUGAGUGUUUGGAAGAUGGGGGGCCGCGCAAUCAUGCCAAACAGUAUUGAACAAAGUAAUUUAUUUCUUUUGUAUCAUCAUGGAAUCCUUUUCUGGGAGACGCGGGGCUCCUCCGCCGGCCCAGAUCUCCUUUUCUGCAAUAGUUAUUUAAUGAAUACUUCUUUCUUUCUUGCCUCCCUCUUUAUUAAUUAAAACGUUUUUAAAAAGCGA
Messenger RNA from Monodelphis domestica (gray short-tailed opossum), 4482 nucleotides. NCBI's taxonomy places the organism in Eukaryota, Metazoa, Chordata, Mammalia, Didelphimorphia, Didelphidae. The record is from RefSeq and is a predicted model, not a curated record.